GCCGCUCCGCCUGGGGAGGUCCGAGGUGGGGGCUGACGGCCGGCAGCCGGGGCCGCUGGCCGCAGCGGGCAGAGCAGGGCAGCAUGGACCUGAACAUGGGCAUGGUGGCCCGGGAGGCCGGUCCGGGCCCGGGCCCCGGCCUCGGCCUCGGCCUCAACGGCCUCCCCCGAAUCGCCCCCGCCAAGACCAAAAAACCUAAAAAGGCCGUCCUCUUUUUCGAGGUGGAGAUUCUGGACGCGAAGACGCGAGAGAAGCUGUGCUUCCUGGACAAGGUGGAGCCCCAUGCCACCAUUGCCGAGAUCAAGAACCUCUUCACCAAGACCCAUCCACAGUGGUACCCUGCCCGCCAGUCCCUCCGCCUGGACCCCAAGGGCAAGUCCCUGAAGGAUGAGGACGUCCUGCAGAAGCUGCCUGUGGGCACCACGGCCACACUCUACUUCCGGGACCUGGGGGCCCAGAUCAGCUGGGUGACGGUCUUCCUGACCGAGUACGCAGGGCCCCUUUUCAUCUACCUGCUCUUCUACUUCCGGGUGCCCUUCAUCUACGGCCACAAGUAUGACUUCACGUCCAGCCGGCACACGGUGGUGCACCUUGCCUGCAUCUGCCACUCAUUCCACUACAUCAAGCGUCUGCUGGAGACGCUCUUCGUGCACCGCUUCUCCCACGGCACCAUGCCCCUGCGCAACAUCUUCAAGAACUGCACCUACUACUGGGGCUUCGCCGCUUGGAUGGCCUAUUACAUUAACCACCCUCUCUACACACCCCCCACCUAUGGAGCUCAGCAGGUGAAACUGGCCCUCGCCAUCUUCGUGAUCUGCCAGCUUGGCAACUUUUCCAUCCACAUGGCCCUGCGGGACCUGCGGCCAGCUGGGUCCAAGACCAGGAAGAUCCCAUACCCCACCAAGAACCCCUUCACCUGGCUCUUCCUGCUGGUGUCCUGCCCCAACUAUACGUACGAGGUGGGAUCCUGGAUUGGCUUUGCCAUCAUGACACAGUGUCUCCCAGUGGCCCUCUUCUCCCUGGUGGGCUUCACUCAGAUGACCAUCUGGGCCAAGGGCAAGCACCGCAGCUACCUGAAGGAGUUCCGGGACUACCCGCCUCUGCGCAUGCCCAUCAUCCCCUUCCUGCUCUAAGCCGCCGCCGCCGGCUCCCAGGCUCCACCAAGCCAGGCUCUUCCUCUGUCCCAGCAGCAUUCCGGGGGAGGAGGGGGGGCCACCACUGUCCGGCGCUUGGAAUAAAACCUGCCUGCCCCUGCCAGACUUGG
Messenger RNA from Herpailurus yagouaroundi (jaguarundi), 1264 nucleotides. It is a transcript of the gene TECR, whose product is annotated as trans-2,3-enoyl-CoA reductase. Lineage: Eukaryota; Metazoa; Chordata; Mammalia; Carnivora; Felidae. Gene Ontology annotation, biological process: very long-chain fatty acid biosynthetic process. The coding region runs from base 84 to 1133 and encodes 349 amino acids. The transcript has 12 exons. The record is from RefSeq and is a predicted model, not a curated record. Gene Ontology annotation, molecular function: oxidoreductase activity, acting on the CH-CH group of donors.